CCUGUGAUCUAUCCACGACCUCUUCAACUAUCAAAAAAAAAAAAAAAAAAAAACUGCUCACACGUCACUGGUGAAGGUGGAUCAUAACAUGUGCCAAUACCUAUAAAGCUUGAGCGCGCGAGAUGCACUGAAGACACAUAGCUCACCCAAGAGAGACAGAUUCUGGAAGUUUCACUCGAUAUCUUCGGUAUGAUUUUACACUGAGAUAUCCGAAGAGCGCGUAAAGGGACCUUCUUGCGUGUUUCACAACUUUUGGAGGCGCUCCAUCACGGAGAACUCAUCAACAGCACGCAGCAGGCGCACGUGCAUUCUUUUCUUUUUUUCUUUUUGGCUUUGAUCAUCGUUGGAGAUGUUCGGGCACGAUAUCUGCCUCGUGUCCGCGUUGCUGGCUGCUGCCGGCGCCUUCUUACCGGUGCUGCUGUUGCUUGUGGUCUCGCGGCUGCUGUGGGAGUUCAGGUGGAGCAUCACCCGGGAUCGGACGUGUAAACUCCCACUUCCGCAGGGCUCCAUGGGCUGGCCGCUGGUCGGAGAAACUUUCCACUGGCUUUUCCAGGGAUCCAGCUUUCACAUCUCUAGACGAGAGAAACAUGGAAAUGUUUUUAAAACUCACCUUUUGGGCAAACCCCUCGUCCGAGUGACCGGUGCAGAAAACAUCCGUAAGAUUCUGCUGGGUGAACACACGCUGGUGUGCACACAGUGGCCCCAGAGCACACGCAUCAUCCUGGGGCCCAACACUCUAGUAAACUCAGUUGGUGACCUGCACAAGAGGAAAAGAAAAAUCCUUGCAAAAGUGUUUAGCCGUGGGGCGCUGGAGGCCUAUCUGACACGCCUUCAAGACGUCGUCAAGUCUGAAAUUGCCAAGUGGUGCACCGAGACCGCGUCUGUGGAUGUUUACGUCGCAGCCAAGUCACUCACCUUCCGCAUCGCGGUGCAAGUUCUGCUUGGUCUGCACCUGGAUGAGCAGCAAAUCGCUUAUCUCUCUAAAACCUUUGAACAGCUCAUGAACAACCUCUUUUCACUUCCUAUUGACAACCCCAUAAGCGGCCUGCGCAAGGGAAUCAGGGCCCGUGAGAUUCUGCACUCUGCCAUGGAGAAGAUCAUAGAGGAGAAGCUGAAAAAGCAGCAAGCCAGUGACUACUGCGACGCUUUUGACUAUAUGCUGAGUAGUGCAAAGGAAAAUGACUAUGAACUUACAAUGCAAGAACUCAAGGAAACAGCGGUAGAGUUAAUAUUUGCUGCCCACUCCACUACCGCCAGCGCAUCAACAUCCCUCAUCCUGCAGCUUCUGCGUCAUCCAGGCGUGAGCGGGAGUGCCAGAGCAGAGUUAGAGACGAGGGCUUGAUCAGCGACGCACACGGAUGCUGCCGCUCUCGUUAAGAGUACCAGCGAGUGGAGAUCAACGACGAAUAAAAGUAUGUGUUUUGAAGCAGGGGACAAGGAAGAGGGGUGUCGCUCUCGGACCCAUGUUCCUUACCUAAGCUUGGAGAAACUGAGCCAACUUUCUUACCUGGAUUGUGUGGUCAAAGAGGUGCUUCGGUUUCUUCCACCAGUGUCUGGAGGAUACAGGACAGUUCUGCAAACAUUUGAACUGAACGGUUAUCAGAUCCCGAAGGGCUGGAGCGUCAUGUACAGCAUUCGCGACACGCACGAGACUGCAGAAGCGUAUCAGAACCCGGAGCUCUUUGACCCAGACCGAUUCUGUGCAGAUAGAGACAAUAGCAAAACCGAACGCUUCAGUUAUGUGCCUUUCGGAGGCGGUGUGAGGAGAUGCAUCGGGCGGGAGCUUGCUUUGAUUGUGCUGAAAACUCUUGCGGUGGAGUUGCUCGCCACGGCAGAUUGCACUCUGGCGACGGAAACGUAUCCAAAGAUGCAGACGGUGCCAAUCGUGCAUCCGGUCAAUGGAUUGCAUGUGUUUUUUAACUACAGAACCCACGGGAUUGAGAGAAACCGGAGGGAGUCCACGCAUAUAUAAGCAGAAAACAUCAAUUAGACACUGUACCACAAAUGCACAAACGUCAAACUGUCUUUGGGAAUCAUUCGCAGCCAUAUGCAAUUUCCUUCCUGAUGUUUAUGUAAAGCAAAACAUCUGGAAAUCUGAGUGGGGUGAAAAGAUGGACCUGACACAGUCAUUAGAUAAUGCAAAGUCUUGAACUCUUGUUUGUUAGUGAACUUACAGAAAGGGUAAAUAUCCACUAGAAUGCAUUAAAAAGUUACUUAAGCCUGCCUGUGUAAAAUACUUACAAAACUGUUAGGUUUGAAUAACCAAGCCAUUUUGAUGUGCAUGAGGACAUCAAGUACUACAGAUCUUUUUAGGAGGAAAAAAAUAAUAGAAAUGCAUUUUUAUUAAUUCAUUCUUUCAUCUCAGCGUUGUAUGUGAUAUAUAAACAAAACCUGUUUUUUAAGAAAUGAAGUAGGAACACAAAUAAGCUCUAAUUAUAUUUGUAUUUUUCAAGUGAAUAGGGAUAGCUCAUUAAAUAAGAAAUAAUAUUAUGCCACUUUCUAAUUUCUAGGCCACUGUACUAUUAAAAUGACUAGUUAUCUAUAUAGUACAUGCUGUCGCUGCUGCGACUCUGUAUUCUAGUACUUACAGAAGUUACAUAUUGCUUUAAACUACUUAAAUAGGCAAGUAAUGCAUAGUUAUUUGUGUUUAUCAUGAAUGUAAGCUGUGAAAAAUGAUCUUUGCGCUGUGAACUGGGGGAUCAGUUUAAAUACAGGGAAGGAGAAAACAAGCAGCACUUUUUCUCCAAUUUAGGAGUAUAUGUGUAUUGUUGUUGUGUCAAUACUUGUGUGAGUUCCUGUGCUAAUGUUUGUGUUGUUCAGUAGUGUUCUUUAAUUUUAUAUCUUUUAUGAUAUCUAUUUUGAAAUGUGCAUUUGGAGCUCUGCUAUAUUGUUUAAGAUGUGUCUCUUCAAUAAAGAGAUUUGAUGUGUU
Messenger RNA from Megalobrama amblycephala (Wuchang bream), 2929 nucleotides. It is a transcript of the gene cyp26c1, whose product is annotated as cytochrome P450 26B1. The record is from RefSeq and is a predicted model, not a curated record. Gene Ontology annotation, biological process: sterol metabolic process. Gene Ontology annotation, molecular function: oxidoreductase activity, acting on paired donors, with incorporation or reduction of molecular oxygen; monooxygenase activity; iron ion binding. Lineage: Eukaryota; Metazoa; Chordata; Actinopteri; Cypriniformes; Xenocyprididae.